Cydia strobilella is the source of this 2402-nucleotide messenger RNA. Its product is annotated as very long chain fatty acid elongase 7-like. Gene Ontology annotation, molecular function: fatty acid elongase activity. Lineage: Eukaryota; Metazoa; Arthropoda; Insecta; Lepidoptera; Tortricidae. Gene Ontology annotation, cellular component: endoplasmic reticulum membrane. The coding region runs from base 132 to 1028 and encodes 298 amino acids. Gene Ontology annotation, biological process: very long-chain fatty acid biosynthetic process; fatty acid elongation, polyunsaturated fatty acid; sphingolipid biosynthetic process. The transcript is spliced from 6 exons. The record is from RefSeq and is a predicted model, not a curated record.
CUCCAUUCAAUCAAGCUUGGUGUAAGUUCAGUGUGAUUAUAGUUUUCGAGCUGCUAGGGCCGUGAUGCAAGGUAACCGCUAGCGGUUAGUAGUAGAAUCUUCACGGUGAGCGCACGCGCACGUUGUGUAGAAUGGCGCUGAUAUUGAAAGCGGCUUGGCAGGGAUACAGAUAUGUGUUUGAAGAGCUUACUGACCCAAGAACAAACACAUGGUUCCUCGUCGCACGGCCGUACCAGGGCCUAACACUGCUCGGCCUGUAUCUCAUGUUCGUACUCAAAUGGGGCCCAGCCUACAUGAAGAACCGGCCUGCUUACAAUUUGGAAAAGGUCCUCAUUGCGUACAAUGCGAUACAAGUAUUGAUAUGUGCACGGAUAUUUAUAGGGUCUCUAAUCUACGCCUGGGCGUUUGACUACAAAUGGUUAUGUGAGCCCGUGGACUUCUCAACAGACGAGAAAGCGAUGCGUGUGGCUCGAUACGUAUACUCCUACUUCCUUGUCAAGAUUCUCGACCUGGCGGAUACCGUAUUCUUCGUACUGCGUAAGAAGAACAGUCACGUGACCUUCUUACACGUCUACCAUCACACGGGCAUGGUUAUGUUGACGUGGGGCGCUUCUACAUACUUCCCAGGGGGCCACGGAACCUUAAUUGGCGUGAUCAACUCAUUCGUCCAUGUGAUCAUGUACGGGUAUUAUCUCCUGACCGUGGCCGUGCCGAGUAUAAAGGAAUCCAUGUGGUGGAAGAAAUACAUCACACAGAUGCAAAUUUUGCAGUUCCUAAUGAUCAUAGUUCACAUGGCGACCCUGGUCUGGAAGACAGACUGUGCCUACCCCCGGUGGACCGCCGCCGUCUUUCUACCCCAGAACCUCUUCAUGCUCAUAUUGUUCAUAGACUUUUAUAUAAAAGCCUACAUAAAACCUAAGAAGUCCCAACUAAACAGUCUGCAAAAUGGUCAAAAUGGUAUCCAGAAUGGACAGAGUAAUGGUUACCUUAAAAAUGGAAAAAAUGGUGUUCAUAAAAAAAUUGCGUAGAUUUAAUUAACUUUAUACCUUAGAAUAAUUUAGCACCUAGUUCCUGUAUUUUUAAAUUAUAGUUUUAGCUACGUAGUUAUGCUCUUUACCAACUGUUAGUUAAUUAUAUUAAAAGAUAUAAAUAGCAAAUUCAAGCCGCAAAUUUAACAACGUCGCAAUUUAACGCAAUUUGCGUGCAAUUAUGUCUGUGGAGGCCUUAUAGUUUUGAGCAAUUUUUUAAAAGUAAAAAAGUAAUAUAAUCAUUUCAGUUCAGUUUAUGUUUCAGCUUUAAAACACGAUAUGAACAUACGAUUUUAUUUAUUUUCUAUUGGUAUUUAAUAAUAUUUAACAAUUUAUUUUGUACCUAGUAAUGGUACCAAAUAGAUGUAAGUAAUAAUGAUUAUCUUUGUAUAAUUAUUAAUAUAUUUUUACAAACAAGUUUGGGUACAAAUCAAAUUAUUUUAUUAUUAUUUUUUUAAAGUAGUCACACUACUAUAUAUAAAUUAAAAACUGUAAUAGAUGUCAUAUAUUAAAGAAAAAGUGUCGAAGCCCUCCAGUGGUGAAGGCCGCAUUCGAACCGGCGUCUUUAGCUAUCGCGGCUAACGCCAUGAACCCCUAGGCCAUCCCGCCACGACGGUACCCGUCCCAAUUUCUCGACUAUAUGCCAUCUUAGUAAGACUAGGCGUCUUUGACGAGCUCUAGGGGCAAGCAGUGUGCGCUUGCACCUCCUAAACAAAUUGCCUACGGAAUUACGUUAUAGAGAGAGAGACUGGUGCUGCCAUCUAUGAACAAGUUUGGGAACAAAUCAAAUUCUUUUCUUAAAUAAUUCCAACCCCCUCUCUACACGUUGGCCCAUCUUCGUGGGCCACUAUGAUGGUCCAUCGUGUAGAGGAGCCAUACGAUAGGUCAUUCAGGGAUGUGACCUGUGGGAGAGGUCCAUGAGGCUGGCCACAUUCCUCCGCUACGUGGCGAUGCCUAUUCUUUGGCCUAGGAAUGAGUUAGCCAUAGAGUCACCCGACGUCUCACUGAGUCUUUUUAAUAUGAGAGUAUACUAUUUAAAAUAUAUUAUAUUGUUUUUAUUAAAAUGUUUUUAUAUGACUGUAUUUAAUUUAUAGUGUGACAAUUUCAUAAUAUUUAUUAACAGUUAUAAUAAUUUUGCCGCUUAAUUUUGCUCAAAAUUAGCAUCUUCGGGCAAAUCCCUACCCUCAGAGCGUCUUCACAUUGUCCGAUCCGACAUCGGAUGUCGGAUGACCUUUGGAGAAAAACUGCUCCUAAAGAGUGCCUUAUGGCAUCAAGUCCUUACAAAAAGGUAUUAUUAUACUUUUAAUUUUUUUUGUGGUUGUAUUCGACAUCCGAUAUCGGAUCUUCAUUCUUCGCUCUCAGACAACAUAUUCU